Salvia miltiorrhiza (redroot sage) is the source of this 354-nucleotide messenger RNA. RefSeq names its product homeobox-leucine zipper protein HAT5-like. The coding region runs from base 1 to 354 and encodes 117 amino acids. NCBI's taxonomy places the organism in Eukaryota, Viridiplantae, Streptophyta, Magnoliopsida, Lamiales, Lamiaceae. The transcript has 2 exons. Gene Ontology annotation, molecular function: DNA binding. The record is from RefSeq and is a predicted model, not a curated record.
AUGGCAAAACGAUUUGAAGAGCAUCAAAUUAAGGCUCUUAGGUCAGCAUUUGAAGCUUCCGAUCGCUUAACUAAAUCGAGAAAAAACGAAUUGGCAGAGGCCACGGGGCUGGAUGUUGAACAAGUUUCGAGCUGGUUUAGUCGGGAGCGGGCUGGUAAAAAAGCUCGGGAGUCAGUAUUUCUCCUCGAAUUUGACUACUUGAGGCUCCAAGAAGCCCUAAGGCUUAGUCUUGAGAGGGAGAACGUUCUUCAACUCGAGAUUGAAGAAUGCAAGAAGAAAGCAGUGGAGAUUGAAGCCGAGAAUCAACGCUUGAGAGAGAGUUGUAAGAGGGCUGUGGAGUUUGAUGAGGUUUAG